AUAAAGAACUAAUUAAUAUGAUGUUGGAAGAGGGUAAGUGUUCAAUUGUUGCUUGUGAGUGACGAAAUGAAGGCUUUUGCUAUUAUUCUCUUGUGCAUUUUCGCCGCUGUUCAGGGCCGCAGUGCUGGUGUUCAAAGCACCAAAUCCGCAGCCGCCCUGGGCGAGAACCCCUGGCUGGUGCACCUGCGCAUUGCCGUCUCCACCAGUGGCCUGUUGAACACCUGCGCCGGUUCUCUUAUUGACCAAAGAUGGGUCCUCACCUCCGCCAGCUGCCUUUCAGACGCCCGUUUCAUCUGGAUCCGCUACGGAGUCGUUGACGUGAUCAGCCCCUCCCUGGUGACAGAGUCCAGCGCCGUGAGGGUCCACCCUGAGUACAACGCUGCGACCGGAGAGAAUGACAUCGCUCUUAUCAGCAUCAACAGGGCUGUCCACAGUGUUGACAACGUCGCACCCAUCGGCCUGGCCCAGUCCAGCGACAUCCCAUCGUCCGGCAGGUUCUGCGGCUUCGGCGAAGACGACUCUGCUCCUGGUGAGACCCUGAGCUGCUUCGGCGUCUCCUUGUCUGAGGAAGAUGGCAAACUCUCCGCUUCAAGCGACGCUGGAGAAGUUAGCGAGUUCGACAUCGGUGCAGCGGUGGUGAAUGACGGCGUGCAGAUCGCUGUCGUGGUCGGAGCCUCCAGCGACAACGGUGCUCGUCUCAUGCCCGUAAACAGCUACGUCCGUUGGAUCGAAGAGACCGCUAACAUCUCGCUGAGCCCCGAGGCCGUCCCGGAGCCCGAGGACAACCCAGUCAUCUUCGUUAACUAAAUCCAACUCAUAGUAUUAAGCCGUCAGACAUGACGCAAUACUAUGCCGUCAGAUUGUCAAUUGACACGGCACUAAUUCGUCAGAUUAUCAGGUGACGCGGUACUAAGCCGUCAGUUGCUUGGUCUUCUGAUUCAGUUUAAGCCUCCAUCUUAUCGUCAUUCCACUGAUAUAAUAAAUGUUUGACAGUU
This is a messenger RNA of Manduca sexta (tobacco hornworm), 995 nucleotides long. RefSeq names its product serine protease 28. Bases 67 to 807 code for a protein of 246 amino acids. The transcript has 8 exons. Gene Ontology annotation, molecular function: serine-type endopeptidase activity. The record is from RefSeq and is a predicted model, not a curated record. Gene Ontology annotation, biological process: proteolysis. Lineage: Eukaryota; Metazoa; Arthropoda; Insecta; Lepidoptera; Sphingidae.